AUGGAUACCUACGACGACAAGUUCAACGACUACGUCAAGUACAUCAAGGAGAUCAUCCCCGACCGGCUGACUGAUAUCAUGAGAACUGGCACACCCUACGGCCCCGGAAACGCCUACUUUCAGUGCACGUACAGCCAGAACGGUCGGAACCACACCCGGGGCUCUUGUCCGGGAGACAUCGGAAUUGACACGGGCACUUUCACCGUCUACUAUGAUCUCGUUGAUGCCGAGGGCUUCUACGGCAACCUAUCCGCAAACUACGCAAGAACACAAGGAGCCCUGACCGAUACCAUCACCACGGCCAAGAUUGAGAUUGCGCUGGGCUCAUGGAUGGGCACCGACGAUGACAUCGUGCAGUCGCUGUCCCUGGCGGUCUUUCUGCUCAGCCAGGCCGUAGCCAGCAUGCAAUCGGUGGUCGCCGUAGCCGAGUCGUACGAAGCGGCCCAGAAGAAGAAAAUGAUCAAUGUGAUCUUGAUGGGGGUGCUUUUGGUAGUCCCGUUUAUGGGUGAGUUUGAUGCUGUUGCGGAUGUCUUUGCGGGCCUGUCCCGCAUUAUCACUUUGAUUGGGGACGCCGGUGCGGGCGCCACCACUGUCUAUGCUAUUGUCGAGGAUCCGAAAAUGGCGCCGCUGACAAUCUUGGAGACGCUUCUAUUGGGUGGCAUGCGCGAUCCGCAGGAGUUCUCUACGAUGGGCGCGGCGAGACGUGGGAUGAGACUUUUAGACAGCUUGCUUUUGACGGUUUCGUGGAUUGAACUAAAUUGUAUACCCCGUAGAAGCUUUCGGCUAAGGAAGACUCCCGGAUACUUAUGUGAAGAUCUGGGGCAUGACGGUGGUACUGCUUCGCAGUUUCGAGUUGGCGAAAUAUCAUUCUAUCCAAGCAACAGGACCAGUACUCUUAUAGGGACAGUCUACAUCAUGAUACAGUACGAUGCAUAUCGCUCAAAGGGCGAAUUCCCUGCUUUGCGUUCGAUCCGCACAUCUUCUUUCUCUGUUGUGAGGGGGAAAGAAAACAAGACCAGGGCGGGGGAUGUAUUUAGGAUCAAGUGCAUCUGUAGCGAGUCAUAUGUACAUUCAAUUAUAGUGAUCACGAGCUCUCAGUGCUAUGCUUUAGAAGAUAGAUAUAUCAGCCGUGAAAAGAAAUUCUCAAAUGACAGUAUAAAUCUAAAAGUAGAAUAG
Molecule: messenger RNA, 1176 nt
Organism: Aspergillus niger
Lineage: Eukaryota; Fungi; Ascomycota; Eurotiomycetes; Eurotiales; Aspergillaceae
Exons: 7
Coding region: 1-1176 (391 amino acids)
Source: RefSeq, a predicted model, not a curated record